AUGGCGGAGAAGAAGUUUUCCGGUGAAUCGGAAAAGGCGUUUUCAGAGACGGAGAUGGAAGCGGCGGAGCAGCUGGUGCAGCUGAGCGAGGAGGAGACGACGGUGAGCUGUAGCAGCAGCUGCAGCGGCGUUGGACAUGGCGACAAGACAAGACAUGAAGACGUCAGCUCGAGGACCAGUAACGAUAGAAUGGUGGGGAUCGAACAAAACGGCGCCGUACGAGGGAAUAUUCCCGGUCGGAUGGGGACGUCGUCGGGGAAGAAGACGAAGAGGGUUCGGUCUCUUGAGAGUAUUUACAGAGCGACGAAGAAGAUCCGAUCGAGUUAG
Tarenaya hassleriana is the source of this 327-nucleotide messenger RNA. RefSeq lists its product as uncharacterized. The transcript has a single exon. NCBI's taxonomy places the organism in Eukaryota, Viridiplantae, Streptophyta, Magnoliopsida, Brassicales, Cleomaceae. The coding region runs from base 1 to 327 and encodes 108 amino acids. The record is from RefSeq and is a predicted model, not a curated record.